CUUCCCUCCUAAACCCCUCCAUCAUCCUUUGCCUCCUUCGAUCCUAUACUAUUCUCUCACUUAUUUAAUUUAAUGUUUACCAUCCAAAUAGAAACAAGAUGAAAGUUCCUCCUCCUUCUCCUCCUCAUCACCAUCAUUGUUAUUAUUCCUUCCAGGCUUUCAUUCUCAUCUCAUCUUCUAUCUGUGCGGUGUACUUCAUUUGUUGCUUCGUCCUCAUCCCCAACACCAACUUCCUCUCCUUGUCCUCCUUCCUCCACCCCGCUCUAGUUUCUGAGUGCCGCCAUGCCUCCCCAUCCCCGACGUCCCUCCGCCACAUCGUCUUCGGAAUCGCCUCAAACGAGAAUUCAUGGAAGAGGCGAAAGGAAUACGUCAAGCUGUGGUGGAGACCUACAGAGAUGAGGGGGUGCGUUUUUCUCGAGCGCAGCAGCAACGCCACGUCGCCGAAUAACGACACGGCGUUGCUCCCGCCGGUUUGCGUGUCAGGCGACACGUCGCGUUUCCGCUACACGUACAGGGCGGGGAAAGGGACGCCCUCAGCCAUACGAGUGGCACGCGUUGUGUCGGAGACGGUGGCCCUCAACCAUUCAGACGUGAGAUGGUUUGUGUUCGGGGACGAUGACACCGUCUUCUUCCCGGAGAACCUGGUGAAGACGUUGUCGAAGUAUGACCACGGCCUGUGGUAUUACAUCGGGGCUAAUUCGGAGAGCCACGCGCAGAACAAGUUCUUCUCUUACGGAAUGGCGUUCGGAGGGGCAGGUUUCGCCAUUAGCUACCCGCUAGCGAAAGUCCUAGCUGGAGUGUUGGAUUCAUGCAUAGAAAGAUAUCCGCAUCUUUAUGGAAGUGAUGCUAGGAUCCAUGCCUGCUUAUCUGAGCUUGGCGUGUCAUUAACUCUCGAACCCGGAUUUCAUCAGCUGGAUGUUCAAGGGAACGUGUUCGGGUUAUUGGCGGCGCAUCCGGUGAGGCCUCUGGUUUCUCUGCAUCACAUGGAUGUUCUGUUCUCAAUCUUCCCCCACAUGACCAUUAUCAAGGCCCUGCAGCAUCUCUACGGCGCCGCCAGCGUGGAUCCCCACCGGAUCUUGCAGCAGACGGUCUGCUACGACCGGUGGUUCUCCUGGACGGUGUCGGUGUCCUGGGGCUACGCGGUUCAGGUGUUCGGGAACCACGUCCGGCUGCCGGAGGCUCUUCGGGUGCAGCAGAGCUACAUGCCUUGGAAGAAGGGCGGAAAGGGCAUGCAUUACGACUUCGACACCUGGGCAUUCCACCCUGAUCCCUGCCGGAGGCAACCCAUUUUCUUCUAUUCAAACGCUUCUUCUUCCGAUGGCGGUGGGAUCUUGAGCGUGUACAGGAAGAUGACCCGUGAGAGAUGCAGAUUUGACAUGGCUUCUCCCAGGAAACUUGAUGAAAUCAGAGUUCACUCUACCGGGUUGAUCCUUGAUCGGAAUCAGUUACUAGCACCAAGAAGGCAAUGCUGCUCCGUGUUACCAUCUACAUCCGAUAAAGUUAUGGAGAUCAACAUUCGAGACUGUAAUGAAGAUGAGCUAACUUUCUUGCACUAAUCCACACCCAAAUAUUCAUAUAUAUAUAGAGAGAGAGAAAGAGAGACUGACACACGUUAGAGUACAUAUGACUAUAGUAAAUUUAGAUGGGAUUGGCAGAGGGUCAGCUGCAAAGUAUAUAUAGCAAUUCAACACAAAGAGCACAUUUUAGCCUUAGAGUUCGAGCACUCCUUUUUGCAAAAACAUGUACAAUGUGGGAACAAUGGUUCUAUUGUUAUUCUAUACUUUUAGAGUGCGUAAAUUGAGUUAUAGUCAUAUUGGGUUCCCUCCUCAAUUGAGAUGGUCAUGAGAAUUUUAUUAUAAUGCAGAGAUCUCUAGAAUUC
Messenger RNA from Cuscuta europaea, 1879 nucleotides. The record is from the annotation of a GenBank genome assembly. Lineage: Eukaryota; Viridiplantae; Streptophyta; Magnoliopsida; Solanales; Convolvulaceae.